GUUAUUCAUACAUUAAAAUACAUAAUAACUCAUUUUUUUUUUUAUUUUGUAUUAUGCUGACUGAACCGAAAUACAUUAUAAUUGUUUUCAAACCUUCUCUCGACUAAAAAUGUAUAAACAUCUAUAAAUUAGCUUUCGCAAAUUGAGAACGAUAUCGAACAGAAUAUUUCUGUAUGAUGUAUGAAUUUUCAAUAAUUAAUUAUAUUUCAUUUAUUAAUUCAGAACAAUGUAAUUUAAAUUUUAAAUAUUCUAUUCAAUAAUUGCGAGUUUAUAGAUAAUUAAUUUUCUAUUGGAUUAUUUCGCGAUAAGUUCUAUUAUAAAAGGAAUGGUGUUUAUAUCGAUAUCAGUUUGUAAAUCAUUUUUCUAGUUAACUGAUGCAACUAAUCGUUAUUUUGUUAGAAGCAUUUAUCCACUCUUCAUGAGCUUUUGAAUUGAAACACAAGCCAGAAAGAAUACUAACGCAAUUUGAUAAACCAGUUUUUCUUUUUUAUUUUGAGCAUUUUCUAUUUUAUUAUGAGUCUAGAAAAUCCAAGUGAAUUAAAAAAGAAAAAUCAAAUUAGACUUCGGCAUGUUUUCCUCUCGACAUUUUCGUUAGGAAUAAAUUUGGAAACCCCAUCUUCACGAAAAGAUUUAUUGAAACUGAUAACUAUUAUUCUCUUGGCUGCAAGUUGUUUAGAUGUUUAUGGACAAAUUUGCUAUAUUCUAAGAUACAAAUAUAGCAUACUCAUUAUGGCAGAAGCGAUUUGCACAAUGUUACAAGCAUUGAUAUCAAUUUUCAAACUAAGUUACGUACUGUUUGUGCAACAACAAUUUUACACAACCAUGAAAAUUAUUUCGUCACAUGAAUUGGUGUACAGCAUAAAACUAUUAGCUCAAAGUAAUUUAAUUAAAGUGUCUAGUUUUAUGCUAUCUUUCCCAGCGCUUUAUCCAUUUUGGGAACACAAAAUGCAUAAACUACCACAAUAUUUUAUUCUCACUUUUGCCGGCUUCUGUGCAGCCUUUAUUGCUGGGAUCGGUGCUAUAAGUUUUGAUGGUUUGUUUAUAAUCAUAGCAAUGCAUUGUGUUGCUAUUCUACGCAUUUUACAUAAGAUUAUUAAAUUUUCAACAUCAUCAAAUGUGCCCAAAGAAUUACAUUUGGAUUAUUUACACCAAUGCAUAGAAUAUUACGAGAAGACAUUUCAAUUUUAUAAGGAAUUUAAUAACCUCUAUUUGCAUAUAAGCCUUAUGCAGUUCUUGUUUAGUCUUCUGACUCAUGGUGUGGUAAUGUUUCAAGGAUCUGUUGGCUUGGGAAAGGAUAUUCUAAUGGUUUUAAGGAUGAUAAUGUUUAUGGCUGCAUCUGGUUACGAAGUGGUUAUUUACUGUCUAAAUGGUCAACUUGUCACUAGUGAAAGUGAAAAAUUACCAAAUUCUUGGUUUCAAUGUGAAUGGUAUAAUGAGUCAAAAGAAUUCAAACAACUUAUUAAAAUGAUGAUUAUAAGAAGUAAUCGAUCAUUUCGAAUGAAUGCUUCAUGGUUUAGUACUAUGUCAUUGGAAACAUUAUUAAAGCUUUUUAAAACCAGUGGAUCAUACUUUCUUUUGUUAAGAAACUUAGUAGAGUACUACAUGGCAGUUGUUCAACUUCGUUUUCACAAAUUGAUACAUUUAGUCGAAACAAAUGAUUUGAUCAAUCGAUUUGAACUUUUGUCGAAAGAAACAUCAUAUAAUAAGGAAUUAAGAAAGGAUGCUACCAAAAUUCUGAACCAAUCUUGGAAAUUCGGAAGCAGACAGUUUAAUUUUUAUUUGGUGUCUUGUAUUACAAUUUUUUGCUACUACAAUGUUUUGGCCAUGAGUACAAAUGUUUAUCACACAACUAUUGGAACUGCUAAUUAUACAAAUAUAUUUUCUACUGCAGUUUACUUUCCAUUUUGGCAAGAUAAAAUGAAUCACUCUCUGCAGUUCUAUUUUCUUUAUAUUCUUGUAGUUUCGGGAAUGUCAAUAGCUGUUACAGGUGCUGUAUGUUUUGAUGGAUUUUUUAUAUUUACAGCUUGUCAUGGAUCUGCCUUAAUUCAGAUUCUUAAGAAAGCAAUUCCGUUCACAACAUCUCCUAAAGUUCCUAAAUCACUUCGUCUAGGCUAUUUGCGUCAGUGUAUUCAACAAUAUGAAAGGACUUAUCAGUAUUGUGCGGAACUCAAUGACUUAUAUCUUCAAAUCACUUUGGCACAGUUUCUUUUGAGUUUGGUUAUUUUGGGAUUAGUAAUGUUUCAAGGAACCGUUGGAUUUGAAACCGAUUAUGUUCUAUUUUUAAAGAUGAUAUUAUACAUUUCUGCUGCUGGUUAUGAAGUAAUUAUUUUUUGUUUAAAUGGACAAUCAAUUAACAGUGAGAGUGAAGGAAUAACAAAUGCCUGGUAUGAAUGCGAAUGGUACAACGAAUCAAAGGAGUUUAAAAAGCUUAUUCAAAUGAUCAUGAUGAGGUCCAACAAAACUAUAGUUAUGAAAGCUUCUUGGUUUUCCACGAUGUCCUUACCAACUCUUUUGAGUAUUAUUCGAACUAGUGGUUCUUAUUUUCUUCUGCUUCGUAAUGUGACUUCUGAAUAA
Messenger RNA from Episyrphus balteatus (marmalade hoverfly), 2574 nucleotides. Its product is annotated as odorant receptor 63a-like. Lineage: Eukaryota; Metazoa; Arthropoda; Insecta; Diptera; Syrphidae. Gene Ontology annotation, biological process: sensory perception of smell; detection of chemical stimulus involved in sensory perception of smell. The transcript is spliced from 18 exons. The record is from RefSeq and is a predicted model, not a curated record. Gene Ontology annotation, cellular component: plasma membrane. Gene Ontology annotation, molecular function: odorant binding; olfactory receptor activity. The coding region runs from base 514 to 2574 and encodes 686 amino acids.